CGGUCCGUUAAUCAGUACUAUACCGAUAUAUUCCUUCCUUAUUUGCUGCCUUCACACGGAAUACCAGCAUCAUCAAUCAUGUCCUCACUGCGCUAUUUGCACAUUUCCAUGGCACUGUGGGCGUUACUGCUGAUUGUGCCGCUGCCGACGGUGCUGGGCCAGUCCAACUCGACCUCGUCCGGAAGUAGCCUGAGCGCCUUGUUGCCAUUGCUCCUGCUGAUGAUGAGCCAGCAAGGCCAGGUGCCGUUGCCCACCGGCGGGGGCGGCGGCUUCAUCCCGGUGGGCGGCGGUGGACGCGCCGGGUCAUCCAGUGAAGAGGGCCGACGCGGCGGUGGCGGCGGCGGAUUUGUGCCGAUUCCCUCGGCGGGACUGCCGCCGGGCGGCGGUUUCGGAGGCGGAGGAUUCGGAGGCGGAAGCGGUCUGGGCUUUGGGCUGGGCGCGCUGCUAGGUAGGCGAAAGCGUCAAUUGGAGGAGCAGCUGGGACAGCUGACGCAACGACUGCCCACUGCUGCUGCUGCAGGCAGCCUCCUGGCGCCGGCCGCUCCCGUAUCCGGCGGAAGUGGAGGAGGUCCGGCGGCGGCUGGUGACAACGCGGGAGAACUGCUGCCCGACUUCCUGGCGGUGCCGCGCCUCAGUCUGGAGCGGAUGCGCUCCCUGCAGCUCAGUGCGGCGCCCGACAACUGGAGGGAUCUGGCGGCGCUCCUGCAGAACGACGAGGACUUCCGCCGGCUACUGCGGGCGGCCACCAACGCCACUGACAAGGUGCCGGAUUCCGCGGAAACCAGCACCGCGGCGGAACACACGACCGCCGCUGCCGGCGGCCACGACAGCGUCAACGGCACCAUGGCAAGCAGCUGUCUUCCAAGCGACAACACGUGCUCGCCGUGAGCCUACUUCAGGCUUUUAAUACAUUUCUUUUUCUACUUAAUUUUGUGCAAUUUUAUACGUCUGAAUAAUCUAGUUGUCAGAUUGAUAGCGUCCAAUAUCAUAAUUGCGUGGGGCACCAAUGAAUUGCGCACCUUGAGACAAUUUUAACCCGGCCAUAAACAACGUUCAACGCAAUCAUUUUAUGAACUUCUGGAAGAAGAAACCUAAUAAUUAUUGUGUUGCUGGUCUCAAUGAUGGUUAACCACUUCUCAAAUAUGCACAUAUUGAUAUCUGUAGUAGGUUCAUUCAGUGGAACUGGGAGUUGGGAAAUACGGCUCAUAUCUGC
Messenger RNA from Paramacrobiotus metropolitanus, 1213 nucleotides. RefSeq names its product translation initiation factor IF-2-like. NCBI's taxonomy places the organism in Eukaryota, Metazoa, Tardigrada, Eutardigrada, Parachela, Macrobiotidae. The coding region runs from base 79 to 888 and encodes 269 amino acids. The transcript has 3 exons. The record is from RefSeq and is a predicted model, not a curated record.